Messenger RNA from Penicillium diatomitis, 522 nucleotides. RefSeq names its product anthrone oxygenase family protein. The coding region runs from base 1 to 522 and encodes 173 amino acids. The record is from RefSeq and is a predicted model, not a curated record. The transcript is spliced from 2 exons. Lineage: Eukaryota; Fungi; Ascomycota; Eurotiomycetes; Eurotiales; Aspergillaceae.
AUGGACUCCUCGGGCUCUCUCGGCCUUGGUUUGGCCCAGGCAAUUGGUAUCUCCGGUGCAGCGUGGUUAUCAGGCAAUAUCUUCGCAUUGAGCAUCAACACGGUCGCCGCUCUUCAAGAAUCUAUUCACGAAGACAAAGUCUCCCCCUCGAUCAUCGCCAAGCAAUGGAGUAGAAUGUACGCCAAGGGCAAGACCCAAAACCCGCCCAUUGCAGCGGCAGUUGCAGCCUCGUUCUUCUAUCUCGCUUGGUCCGCGCCAUCAGACACUUUCCCUGCCAACCGGGCGACUCUUUCUCUGUCGGGACUCUACUCGUCCGCAGCGGUGGUCACGCUAGGAAUUGUACCUUUCACGUUGCUUGCAAUGGUCGGUACCAACAACAGUUUACAUCGGCAGGCCAAGUCAGAAGUUGAGGUGCCCGAGGCCGAGACGAUGGAGUUGCUAGGAAAGUGGUCGUAUCUCAAUGUCAUACGGGGAUGUUUUCCUCUCGUCGGUGCGGUGCUUGGUUUGAUGACUCUAGCUUAA